Molecule: messenger RNA, 1980 nt
Organism: Cetraspora pellucida
Lineage: Eukaryota; Fungi; Glomeromycota; Glomeromycetes; Diversisporales; Gigasporaceae
Source: the annotation of a GenBank genome assembly
AUGGAAACUGUCUAUGCCGUUCAUAAUUUUUAUGGUGAGAAUGAUGAUGAACUUACAUUUAAAGUUGGUGAUCCGAUCUUAGUGUUGGAAAAGGAUGAAAUGUAUUGGGAUGGCUGUGAAACGUCUACUAUUCCUGAAGCUAAAAUACAAGUUCCUUCCGCAAAUGAAACAAUUGUUGACAUACAAACCAAAUUACAUCAACUUGUGGCAAAGAAACAUCAAAAAAAUAAUUCUGAUCCAAACCUGGAUACUCCCGUUUUUAAAUCUAAUUCUGCUCCAAACUUGCCAAUACACCGAAGUUCUACAAUUGCUCAUCUACAAACUUCGUCACAACGACAAUCAAAAGGAUCAUUACGAAGUGGUCAUUCCAGUUUAUCUCUUUCGUCGGGAUCUAAUCACAGUGAAUAUUCAAAUUCUAGGAAUAAUAUUUCAAGAAAAAAUAGUAUUAAAGGCAACCCUCUGGUUUGGAACGUAGAACAAGUAUGUCAAUGGUUGAAAGAAAAAGGAUUCGAUUCUGUAAUAGAACAUUUCAUCGAGAAUGAUAUCACUGGUGAUAUCCUUCUUGGUUUAGACUUGGAUUCUCUCAAGGAAUUAAACAUUAUGUCGUAUGGUAAAAGAAUUCAUAUAAUGAAUGCUAUUAAUGCUCUUAAAAGUUCAUCUACCUUGAAUAAAGAUCAAGGCAAUGCAGAUUCAUCACAGAAAUUUAAUAUCAAUGCUAACGAGAUAUUAAUUUUACAGCUACAUCCAAUUAUGGAAUCAACACCAAUUAUGCAAUCAAAACCAGUUGACAUAUCUGAUAAGGUUGAUACAAAAGAUGAGUCAUCACUAGUAACGGUAAACAGUAAUGGCCAUUCCGGUUUGCCGUCACAACAACCACAACAGAUAAAUCAUACUGACGAAAAAUUUCAGGCAAUUACAGAAAAAGUGCAUAAAAAAAAAAGUAGUAGAAUAUUUUCAAAGUUAAAUUUCACGAGCAAAAGUGACAAACAUAAUGAUAAACCAGAAAAAAAUGAGACAAACCAAAACAUAUUUUCAUUUCAUAAACCCGUAAGAAAAGAAAAAUCACAAUCUCCAUCAGGAGGGUGGGAUCUUUUGGUGGAUACAAACUCUGAAAAUAAAUAUAAAAAUAAACCCAAGUCUCUUUCUAAAAAAAUGUCGAGAGAACAUUUGGACCGUAAUAGUUUGGUCGGAAGUCAGUUAGGAUUGCCGAAAUAUGCUAAAAAGAAUGGAGAUAAACAUGACCAAAUAAAUCGACUACAUUCAGUUAAGGAAGGCAUUGGUGAGGAAGACGAAGAGACAUUUAAACAUAUUGGGACACCUGAUUACGAAGGGUGGCUUAUGAAACAAGAUGAUAAAUAUAAAUCGUGGAAAAAUAGGUUUUGCGUCUUAAAAAAGCAAACCUUGUUUUAUUUUCAGAGUGAUAAGAUUGCACAAACACCCCGGCUCAAAGGUACUAUCAAUAUCAUGGGGUAUCGCAUCAUUCCUGACGAGAACAUAUUGCAGGGAAAAUACGGAUUCAAAUUGGUUCAUGAUACUGAACGUGCUCACUACUUUGCACAUGAAAAUUUGGGAAAAAUCAGAGAAUGGUUGAAAGCUAUUAUGAAAGCUACAAUAUCAAGGGAUCCAAAAUCUCCAGUGUUUUCGUCAAGCGAUUUAAGUACCAUGUCACUCACUGAAGCUCGAAAACUUGUACAUAAACAAUCUGAAUCAACGAAUAAGAAUUUAGAUCCACCAGAAGGCACUGAUUCACCAACAUUAGAACGAUCAUUGUCUCCAACUCUUUAUCCACCUUCUUAUAAUUUUAAUAGGUCGAAUCCACAACAACCAUCUCCGAGAUGUAGGUCUGUUUCACCAUUACCUGAAAUAUCUGAAACGUCAGGACAACCGACAACAAUGUCUUUGAGAUCCAAAACAUCAUCAACUUUUAAAAAACUUGUAAAAAGUACUAGCUUUGAUAGUAUCACUGCUAGUUAUAUGUAG